This is a messenger RNA of Tripterygium wilfordii, 1122 nucleotides long. RefSeq names its product nuclear transcription factor Y subunit B-8-like. Gene Ontology annotation, cellular component: nucleus; CCAAT-binding factor complex. Gene Ontology annotation, molecular function: protein heterodimerization activity; RNA polymerase II cis-regulatory region sequence-specific DNA binding; DNA-binding transcription activator activity, RNA polymerase II-specific. The record is from RefSeq and is a predicted model, not a curated record. The coding region runs from base 183 to 719 and encodes 178 amino acids. The transcript has 7 exons. NCBI's taxonomy places the organism in Eukaryota, Viridiplantae, Streptophyta, Magnoliopsida, Celastrales, Celastraceae. Gene Ontology annotation, biological process: regulation of transcription by RNA polymerase II.
AAAAUAAACAGGAAGGAAACGAACGGUGUUGAUAAACCUGGUUCUCUCAUCCGAGUCGUCUUCUGUCUCCUCUUUCCUGCAGCGUCCGAUCCCUUCUCUUUCUCCUUCAAUCCCAGACAUCUCCUUCACUCGCGCCCUUUUACAAAUCCUCCGCUUCACAGGGUCUAUUUCUCAAAGCGAGGAUGGCAGCGGCUGAGCAACCAACGAGUCCAGGCGGAGGGAGCCACGAGAGCGGCGGUGACCAGAGCCCGCGAUCUAAUUCGAAUGUGCGGGAGCAGGACAGGUAUCUUCCAAUCGCUAAUAUAAGCAGGAUCAUGAAGAAGGCGCUCCCUGCCAACGGCAAGAUCGCGAAAGACUCCAAGGAGACCGUCCAGGAAUGUGUCUCCGAGUUCAUCAGCUUCAUCACCAGCGAAGCAAGUGAUAAGUGCCAGAGAGAGAAGAGGAAGACCAUUAAUGGUGAUGAUUUGCUCUGGGCGAUGGCCACAUUAGGGUUUGAGGAUUAUAUCGAACCGCUGAAGAUUUACCUCGGUCGAUACAGAGAGAUGGAGGGUGACACCAAGGGGUCUGCUAAGGGUGGAGAUGCAUCUGCAAAGAAGGAUGUUCAACCAAGUUCACUUUCCCAGAUUUCUCAUCAAAGGUCUUUCACACAAGGUGUUAGCUAUGCAAACUCUCAAUCACAGGCACAGCAUAUGAUGGUUCCAAUGCAAGGUACCGAGUAGAUAUAUGCUCCAUUUCUACCUCUUCCGUUCGAUUAUCCCAUUUCUGACCUGGUUUGGUACCAACAACAAUAGUGUGCAAAGCUUGAUCUAUUUGAGCACUGCUGUUUCCAAUGGCUGUGCCGUUGAAUCAUGUGUUAAUUAGUUUAUGGUGAGGUUGUAUAUUAUUAUUAAGGUGUUUUUCAGAGUAGAAGAGACCACCACAGGGCGUUAAAUUGUAAGUCCUGGGAGAAUUGUUUCUUAUGAUCUGUAGAGGGCAGAAAUGACUAAUUCUGUUAUUGAGUCAUCAGAAAACUAUUUAUGCUCUAACAUUUCUUCUCUCUUUUUUCUGAUGAAUGUCCUGUACACCAUAGAGGCGGAGGCUACUUUUUUCUUCUUUGCCAGAAAACUGAUUUGGAAAACUUAA